AUGAGUUCCAAUGAGGAAGAUCCAAUCUCCAAGGCCUUUCUAGGUUUAGCAGAAUGUGAAAUUGAAACCAAUAAAGUGGAAAAAAAAAUUGAAGAAUAUAGACUUACACAAUUAAAACCUAUUUAUACAAAACGUGAUGAAAUAAUAUCUAAUAUCCCAGGGUUUUGGAAAAUUGUACUUUCUCAACAUAAUGAUUUUGCCAAUUAUAUUAGAGCUAGUGAUUUUAAAUAUAUUGAUAAUAUUGAAUCUAUUAAGAUCGAUUGGAUCAAUUCUAACAAUUUCCAUAUUAUAAUUAAAUUCCAAGGUAUUCGUGAUGAUUUCCCUGAACAAACUAUUGCAAAGAAAUGUCAAAGAAUCAUUAAAGAGGAAAGUGACGAUCUUGAUGAAGAUAUCGAAGAACAAAUCAUUAGUGAAAAAAGUGAAAUUGUUUGGCCCAAAAGUUAUAAUCAUAUCAACCCAGAAUUAAUUGAAGAUAAAACCACUAAAGAGGGCAAAAAAAAUUAUCGAAUGGGGAUGAAAAGUUUUUUCGGUUGGUUUAAAUGGACUGGUUUAAAACCUGGGAAAGAAUUUCCACAUGGUGAUGGAUUAAUACAAUUAAUUGUUGAUGAUUUAUAUCCAUACUGUGUACGUUAUUAUACAGAAGCUCAAAGAGAUCUAGCUGAUGAAGCUAGUGAUAGUGGAUCUAGUGAGGACGAACCAUUAGACUUGCAAGAGUGA
Henningerozyma blattae CBS 6284 is the source of this 717-nucleotide messenger RNA. It is a transcript of the gene VPS75, whose product is annotated as Vps75p. Gene Ontology annotation, biological process: nucleosome assembly. NCBI's taxonomy places the organism in Eukaryota, Fungi, Ascomycota, Saccharomycetes, Saccharomycetales, Saccharomycetaceae. Gene Ontology annotation, molecular function: histone binding; chromatin binding. Gene Ontology annotation, cellular component: nucleus; chromatin. The coding region runs from base 1 to 717 and encodes 238 amino acids. The transcript has a single exon. The record is from RefSeq and is a predicted model, not a curated record.